AGACCGAGACGGACACGGACACGGACGGACGACUACUCGGGGGAUUUGUAAACAGUUCGCAGCUUCUUAGCGAUCGUUUUUUCGGCUUUCGCUUUAAUUUGGCCCGAUCCGACGGCACUAACAGUUCGGCCACCGCCACGCACAGUCGGUCGAGAGUGAAAAGCGGAUUUUCCGGGAAACGCGUCCGCUGCCUGGAGUCACAUCUUGAAUGAGUGCUGAAAAACUGAUAAAGUAUAGAAAAACGCUGCUUGUGAAAAUAGUAAAAUGCCCACGGUUCGCGUGUGCUUGCAAUGGACCUCUGUGGUCUUCAGUACAAUUACGUUGAUCGUUGGCAUCCUGGCGGCCCUGGCCGGUGUCUAUGAGCUGGAAAAAUACGAUGAGGGCUCCGCGGAGCACUUGGAAAAGUUCGUCCAACUGGGCAUGGCAGGCGCUUUGAUCUUGGCCGGACUGAUCGGCUGUCUGGGCGCUAUCCUUGGUUCCAUCAAGGUGAUGGUGUUGAACCUUGUUGUGCUUCUGAUUCUGAUAGUCUCACACAUCUGGAAAGUGUCUCACUACAACGAGACCAAGCAGCUGGACGCCACGGAGGUAUACGUUAUGGAUCUCUGGAUGAAGGAGCUUGGCCACAACGGCGCUAUGCAGAACUUGCAGCAGGAGUACGAGUGUUGUGGCGACAAGGGAUUUUCCGAUUACACGAGCCUGAACAUGAAGGUUCCGCGCAGCUGUUUCCACACAAAGGACGGGCUUCAUGCCCUUUAUCCUUAUGGGGAGGGCUGCAUGGCUGCCGUGAAGAGAGCGUAUCUAGAGAUCUACCGGUACGAGAGGUUGGUCCACUGUGGGCUUAUUGGCUACGAGGUAGUAGGCAUCAUCUUGGGCAUCACCCUCUGCUGCCAGUUGACCAACAAGACUCGUCGCUACACCUACUGAUUACCAAUGACAUUUAUACAUAAGCAUUUGCCACUUGGAUUUACAAUAAACAACACAUUUGAUAAGAUCUUAAA
Drosophila eugracilis is the source of this 998-nucleotide messenger RNA. Its product is annotated as protein late bloomer. Gene Ontology annotation, cellular component: membrane. The transcript is spliced from 5 exons. The record is from RefSeq and is a predicted model, not a curated record. The coding region runs from base 265 to 924 and encodes 219 amino acids. Lineage: Eukaryota; Metazoa; Arthropoda; Insecta; Diptera; Drosophilidae.